Molecule: messenger RNA, 492 nt
Organism: Bactrocera tryoni
Lineage: Eukaryota; Metazoa; Arthropoda; Insecta; Diptera; Tephritidae
Product: elastin-like
Exons: 3
Coding region: 1-492 (163 amino acids)
Molecular function (GO): nucleic acid binding
Source: RefSeq, a predicted model, not a curated record
AUGUUUCACCAGCACAAAGGUAGACCACACACUUCGUUGAUAACUCGUCAGGAGCUACGGGAGCUCGAAUGGGAGGAUUUAUCACAUCCAUCAUAUUGCCCGGACAUCAUAGCGUCAAGUUUGGCGGACCAGGCGGUCCCACAACUAGGAGGACGCAGUGGUCCUGGCGGUUUUGGUGGUCCUGGCGGUUUUGGUGGUCCCGGCGGUUUUGGCGGCCCUGGCGGUUUUGGUGGUCUGGCGGUUUUGGUGGUCCUGGCGGUCCCUGUUGGUCCGGCGGUUUUGGUAGUCCUGGCGGUUUGGUGGUCCUGGUGGUCUGGUGGUCCCGGCGGCAGCCAACGAGGAUCUGGACGAUUUGGCGGUGUUGGAGCGCGCCCAGGCAGACCGCAAGGUCCUCGCCCUUGCCAACCACGACCACAACCAUCAUCUUCUUCUGUUGCUCCUGAAUCUUCAUCUGCUGCACCUUCAACUGCUGCGCCCACAGAAGCUCCAUAA